GUGAACGGGACUUAAUAAUUGUAGCAAUUUUCUUCGACGUUGGCUAACCUGCCACGGAUGACACUCAAUUCACUUUCAUUGAUUUUAGUGACGUCUUUUUGUAGGAGGAUUCGAUAUUUGUCACCAUGGCUGACAGCGAGGAGAAAGCAAUGCUGCUGAUGGCCGAAGCCGAGAAGAAGCUAAGUUCGAAAGGUUUCUUUGUCUCUCUGUUCGGCGGACCUAAGGUUCAGGAUGCUGUUGAAUCCUAUCAACGUGCUGCGAAUUUGUUCAAGAUGGCAAAGAAGUGGAAUUCAGCUGGCAGUGCUUUCUACGAAGCAGCAGAAGUGAAUGGCAAAGUAGGAAACCGUCAUGAUGCAGCUACCAAUUAUGUGGAUGCUGCGAAUUGCUUUAAAAAAUCUAACAUAAAUGAGGCCAUUAGCUGUUUGUUGAAAGCAAUCGAAAUUUACACAGAUAUGGGUAGAUUUACAAUGGCAGCUAAACAUCAUCAAAGUAUAGCCGAAAUGUAUGAAAGCGAGGCAGUAGAUCUCGAAAGAGCUGUUCAUCAUUAUGAACAAGCUGCAGACUACUUUCGCGGGGAGGAAAGUAAUUCUUCUGCCAAUAAGUGUCUUUUAAAAGUUGCGCAGUAUGCUGCACAACUUGAAAAAUAUGAUAAGGCUAUUCAAAUUUAUGAACAGGUUGCUUCUUCAUCCUUAGAAAGUUCUUUGUUGAAGUAUAGUGCUAAAGAAUAUUUUUUCCGAGCGGCAUUGUGUCACUUAUGUGUUGACGUAUUAAAUGCGCAACACGCGAUUGAACGUUACCAAGAACAAUAUCCGGCAUUCCAAGACUCUAGGGAAUGUAAACUAAUAAAGACAUUAAUAGAACAUCUAGAAGAACAACAUCUUGAAGGUUUUACAGAGGCGGUAAAGGAAUAUGAUUCAAUUUCACGAUUGGAUCAGUGGUACACAACAGUAUUAUUACGCAUUAAAAAACAAGUUAACGAUAAUCCAGAUUUACGCUGAUCGGUUAUUCCAUUUUCGUGCUAUUCCUUAUCGAUGAUAUUAUUAAUCCAAGUCUAUGUGUAUUCUUUUUUAAAUCAUACCCUGCUUUCAGUGGAACUUGUAAAGUAGUUUCAUUUUUUAUAUCCAAAUAUAUUUUUCAUAACACUUCCUUGCAAUCUUGGCGGAUCUACGGCAUAUUCAUUUAUCGAGUUAUUAUUUAUUCAUAGAAGAUUGUCAUCAAAGAGUAUACAGAAUGAACGUCAGCUAAUCUAUGGAACUUACUAGUUCGAAAUGCCAUUAUAAGGGGGCAUACAAAUAAAUAUAGAACUAAAUAAUAUUAGAACUUUGUUGGUAUUCAUAUUUAUGAAUAUAUAAAUAGCUAGUUGAAAAUUGAAAGCUUGUGCAGUUUAAUUUCAGGAUUUGUGACCGCAGUGAAUUAUCAUAUUGAAAACCAUUGAUUCUCGUAAAUUGAGUGACCUUGAUAGAUGUGGUGCGACCUUACAUAUAUAUAUAUAUAUAUAUAUAUAAUAUAAUAUAAUAUAAUAUAUAUAUGUAAUAUUUCUAUCAGCUGUUAUUAUUUAUUUUAAUAAUUCAGAUUAAACAGUGCUAAGAUUUUCUGGGUACCGAAUGAAUACACGUAGCCCAUGCUUAUUGUGAAUUAUAAUAUAAUUUAAUACUUUUUAGGAGCAUCUUUUCUGAAAUUGUUAUAACUAUUCGAUAAAUUGUCAGUUGUUAUCUUUACACUGCCAGGGUAUCAAAAUAAUGGAUGUGGAGUAUACAUUAUUUUUCAAACUAAAUUGGACAUUCUAUUGACAUCAGUUUCUCUUGUUUAAACUUGUCUUACGGAGAGUUCGACAUAGACUUAAUCUCUAUUCUUAAAUACACGCUCAGCAUUAAUUGGUUGUUGUGAUUCAUAUUAGUGUAAAAUUUCAAAAAAAUGUAUCAAUCACUUUCUUGGGUUUCGAAUUAAUUGGGAGAAGGAUAGGAGAAUAUGAUCAUAGUGUAUAUUUAAGUAAAUGUAUAAUAACGAUAUUUUACACUAUUAAGAUACGUUUAUAUUAAUGUUAAAUAUUUAUUUUACCAAUAUAUAUUUGUACUCGAAACUAGGUGUAACGUAGCUCAUAUUAGAGAGGAACAUAGCUUUCAGAAUGUUAUAAGCAAAUUUAAUCUAUUUUACGCUGAUUUAGUGUUAUUUGCAACUUUCAUUGAAAAGUUCCAUUGUUAAGUAGUACUAAAAAAUUAUAAUUAAAAUGCUUAGAAUGUAAUCGCGCAUGAAUUUAUUAUGCGGGUGCACGGAGAGGAAUGAAACUUGCAAUGCACACAAUUUAUGUUCUACAAUUUUCCUUUUUUUAUUCGGAAAAUUAAUUGUAAAAAGAUCAAGCUGUCGUUUUCUUUUGAUGGGGAAAGUCGCAGGAAUCGUAUGUAAGAUGUAGAAUUUACUAUUGUAUGUAAUCUUCCGCAAAAUAACUUGUUUGUAUACAUUUACAUAUAUAUUGAGGUACAUACAUACAUAUAUAUAUACAUUAAUUCUACUUUCUUAACCAAUGACUAAAAGACACUUAUUCAUUGGUUAACACCUAUAUCUCUUAUAGUGAUACUAUGUUAUUUAAACAGUUGAUGAUGACACGAUGACACGAUUUGCUUGAAAAUGUAAAUGGUGUAAAUUGAUUUCCAAAAACGUGCGUCGAUAAUGUUCAAGUUUGUGUCCGAGUCAACUGUAAUACCAGAUUACCGUAUCAUUUAAUGUAAUGUUAUACGACUUUAGAAAUGAUUAAUAGCGACCUUGUCCUCUGGAUGAUCCGUGAAACUAAGUCGAUUGAAUCAGACAUGUACGUAUAAGGGAAUGGUCGUUGAGCAACACUUGAUUUAUUCGUUAAAGUGAACAAGCUUGUCGGAAUGUUUGUUGAUCGUGUAUUUAAAAAGUUUAUUUCAUUGUUUAUAUUUAUUAUUAUUUCUUUUUUACAUUGCGUUCUAGACUGACAUGCUGUCAUUUUCUUUUUGUAAUCCAGCAAAGUCAGUGGGUACGUGCAGUAUGGAUACUCUGGUAUCUUGAAAAAUCGUUUUUAUUAUGUCUGUACACUCUUAUUCAUUUAUUUAUGGGUGAAUAAGUAUAUUAUGUACAUCGUUGCUAAAAUUUUAAUUAAAAUGAAACUAUGAUGAACGAUAAAGAUCUUUUGUAACUUGGCUCACGUUGUGAUACAGAGUGUCUAUGAUACAUAUAUAUAUAUAUAUGUGUGUGUGAAAAUAUUUAUCAGAAAAUAUUCUGCUAUACAUAUUAUGAACUGUAAGACACUCUAUGUGACAAACGCAGUCAAAAUUAUAGCACCACAUGGUAGGCUCUUUCAAUAGCAAUGUUUCCAUGCUUAAAUAUAACUCACCCCUGUUAUCGAUAAGGGCAAUAAUAUAUCCAACAAAAAAAAAUAAUAUCUAAACACUGAUAACUAGGCUGCAGACUUUAUGGAUUCAUAUCAUGCAUCGAUAUCUAUAAUUCAGUACAGCAUAACGUUUAAUAAUGUUUAAUAAAGUUUCUACUUCAUUUUGUUUCACUUUAUUUAGAACAUGGUAAAACUGAUAAUAAGGACACAAAGUUUCUGCUUCAUUGAAGUUCCUGCGUAGCAGACCAUAAAUAUCCA
Molecule: messenger RNA, 3610 nt
Organism: Nomia melanderi (Alkali bee)
Lineage: Eukaryota; Metazoa; Arthropoda; Insecta; Hymenoptera; Halictidae
Gene: alphaSnap
Product: Alpha-soluble NSF attachment protein
Biological process (GO): SNARE complex disassembly; intracellular protein transport
Cellular component (GO): SNARE complex; vacuolar membrane
Molecular function (GO): syntaxin binding; soluble NSF attachment protein activity
Source: RefSeq, a predicted model, not a curated record